AUGGCGACGGAGGCGCCUUCGGUGGAGGCCAAGGCCCCAACACACCUGCCACGGACGAUUCCUUUCUGGCGACUGGUCACCGAGCCCGGCGGUAUAACGCAGGAGGUGGUGGAUCAUGAUUAUGCGGGAUCGGGGACGGACGAUGAUCCGUACGUGGUGCAGUGGAUGCCCAAGGACUUUCGAAACCCUCUCCAGCUGAGCACGUCCAUGAAAUGGUCGAUUACUGCGGUGGCCGCCCUCGAGACCCUGGUGGUCGCCCUGGUGUCCUCGGCCUAUACAGGCGGCAUCGUGCAGAUUGAAGAGCAAUUCCUCAUCACCACCGAAGUGGCGACUUUGGGUGUUUCGCUUUACGUGCUGGGCUUCGCCCUGGGUCCUUUGAUCUGGGCGCCGAUGAGUGAAAUGUUCGGUCGCCAGGUCGUGUUCAUGGGGACCUACUGUGGCCUGACCAUCUUCUGCGCGGGCACGACGGGUGCAAAGAACAUCCAGACCUUGUUGGUCUUCCGCUUUUUGGCCGGUGCCUUUGGCUCUUCUCCCUUCACCAACUCCGGAGGUGUAAUUGCUGAUAUGUUUGCCGCCCGUGAGAGAGGCCUGGCUCUGUCCAUUUUUGCUUUAGCUCCCUUCUUAGGACCGACUAUCGGUCCCAUCGUGGGCGGCUUCUUGGGAAUGGAAGCCGGAUGGAAGUGGGUGAUGGGUCUGUUGACCAUUCUCUGCGGUGUGAUGUGGUUCAUCGGCGCCGCUUGCAAGCCGGAGACAUAUGCACCGGUGCUCCUUCGCCAGCGCGCGCGCACUCUGUCAAAACUCACCGGCAAAUUGUAUAUGAGCAAGCUGGACAUUGACCAGGGUCGACCGGCCCUCCGGGAGGUUCUGAAGACGUCCAUGUCGCGACCCUUUAUCCUUCUCUUCCGUGAGCCCAUCGUGCUGCUCCUUUCCAUCUACCUCGCCAUUAUCUACGGGACGCUCUAUAUGCUUUUCGGUGCAUUCCCCAUUGUCUACGAGAUUCACCGAGGAUGGAACCAAGGUAUCUCCGGCCUGGCUUUCCUGGGGGUCAUGGUGGGAAUGUUGGGCGCGAUCGCCUAUUCGGUCCCCGAAAACACUCGCUACGGAAAGCUUCUGGAGAAGAACGGAGACUAUUCGCCCCCUGAAUCUCGUCUUCCGCCGUGUAUGCUGGCCUCGAUCGCCCUCCCUAUCGGCCUCUUCUGGUUUGCCUGGACCAACUCACCGUCGAUUCACUGGAUGGUCAGUAUCGCUGCCGGUGUUCCGUUCGGUUUUGGAAUGGUCUUGGUCUUCCUGAGCGUCUUCAACUACUUGAUCGAUGCCUAUACCAUCUUUGCCGCAUCCGUCCUGGCGGCCAACUCGUUGCUCCGGUCCAUGUUCGGUUUCGCCUUCCCCCUGUUCACCACAUACAUGUUCGAGAAUCUGGGAAUCCACUGGGCGUCGUGUAUACCUGCGUUUUUGGCCUUGGCCUGCGUACCCUUUCCAUUCGUCCUCUACAAAAAGGGACUGGCCAUCCGGAAAUACUGCAAAUACUCUGCAGAGUCCGAGGCGUUCGUUCAAAGUCUUCUUCAGCCCAGGGCGCCGGCGGAUUCUGAAGUCGAUGGCCCGACGCUGAAUGAACAAAUCGCCUCUCGCGUGCCUUCGGAAGCUAUGACGGGCACUGUUGAAGCCGCAUUGCACAAGCAAAGUACACACGAGGUCCACUCGAUCCACCGAUCGCUCUCGCGCACGCCCACCCAUACCUCGGGAUUGCAACGGAUUCCGACCUACGAGGCGAACCCCUACAAUAUCGACCGCGUGCAUACCCGCGAGUCCUUCAGAUAA
Molecule: messenger RNA, 1818 nt
Organism: Penicillium cinerascens
Lineage: Eukaryota; Fungi; Ascomycota; Eurotiomycetes; Eurotiales; Aspergillaceae
Product: MFS transporter
Exons: 1
Coding region: 1-1818 (605 amino acids)
Biological process (GO): transmembrane transport
Molecular function (GO): transmembrane transporter activity
Source: RefSeq, a predicted model, not a curated record